UUUAACAUCAAUCGAGUGUAGGACUGUGUUGAAACUGUAUGAGCAGCGUGACGUUAAAGUUACGUGUGGUUUGGGCAGGGAGAUGACCAAGCGAGUGGCCGUCAUUGGCGCCGGCUGCACGGGUCUGGCAGCCGUCAAGUGCUGCCUGGAGGAAGGUCUGGAACCCGUCUGUUUCGAGUCCUCGUCUGAUGUGGGCGGUCUGUGGCGGUUCACGGAAAACGUCACCGAUUCGCGUGGUUGCGUCAUGAAGACGACCGUCAUCAACACGAGCAAGGAAAUGAUGUCAUUCAGCGACUUCCCGGCGCCGAGGGAGUUCCCGAACUUUAUGCACCACUCCAAGGUGUUGGAAUAUUACCGGCUCUACGCGGACAGGUUCAACCUGUUGACGUACAUCAACUUCAACACGCAAGUCAUCUCCAUCAAGCCCAACUUGGCAACAAAACAACCCCACCGUCACAACACGCCAAUGGCCGGCGGUAAACAGACCAGUAGCCAGAUUUUAAGCCCUGAAGCAGCCAAACAAAUAAAGCGCAAACAGCACUCGGCCACAUCUAAAACAGACGACAUCAGAUUAUGGGAAGUGGAAAUACAAGACCAUCUGGCAACAAGAAAAGAGUAUUUUGAUUUUGUUUUGAUUUGUACUGGUCACCAUGCUGAUGUACAUAUGCCAUACUUUCCAGGCCAGGCAAUAUUUCAAGGUAAAAUUGUGCACUCAAGGGACUUAAGGGACGCGGAUCAAGUUUCCGGAACGCGUCAUGUGGUAGUCGGAAUAGGAAAUUCCGGCUGCGAUGCCGCGGUUGAGCUUAGCAGGCAUGGCCAGGUGUUUCUGAGCACGAGACGUGGCACCUGGCUCAUGCACAGACUGCUGGGGCGGGGUCUCCCAGCCGACAUCUCCUACAUGAGUCGGUUCAUCUUCGCCACGGCCUUGAGUCUCCCACAUUUCAUGCUGAACAAACUGGCAAGUUGGAACUUGGACCAAAAAGUAGACCACACUUUAUAUGGCCUUCGUCCAAAACACGGACCUUUCGCCACACACCCAACUGUCAACGACGAGUUGCCAAAUAGAAUCGCGUCUGGUCACGUGGUUAUAAAAACCAACAUCGAAUCGUUCACCGCCACAGGGAUUCAUUUUGAAGAUGGAUCCGUUGAGGAAAACAUCGAUACUGUCGUCAUGGCAACCGGCUACAGAAUCGGAUUUCCAUUUUUGGACGAAUCAGUGAUGAAAGUUGAAGGCAACCACACCCAGCUGUACCUGCAUAUGUUUCCACCGUCCACCCACCCACCCAGCCUCGCUGUGAUCGGAUGUGUUCAGCCAGGGGGCGCUAUAGGUCCGAUUUCAGAAAUGCAGUGUCGUUUGGCAGCCAGGGUGUUUAAGGGUGAAUUAGAGUUACCUGCCCAGAAAGAAAUGAUCAAAGAUAUUACCAAAGAGAGAGAACUCUUACUGAAGCGAUUCAUCAAAACACAACGUCACACUGUGCAGGUGGAUUAUGUGCCCUACAUGGACAGACUGGCCAACUUGAUUGGAUGCAAACCAAAAUGGGGUGCAUUGCUCAGCUCUGAUCCAUACCUGGCGCUGGUUUGCAUAUUUGGGCCAUGCACGUCGUACCAGUACAGACUAUUUGGGCCGGGGACAUGGCCAGGUGCUAGAGACGCCAUCUUGACCCAGAUGGAGAGGGUCAGAUUUCCAUUCCACUCUAAGAGACUUGAGAACCAAAACUGUUUGGGUAUCAGUGCAGCAAUUGUUGGCACAUUACUGUUGGGGUGUUUAGUGGUUGCAUGUGGUUGCAACAUUGCUGUUGGCAGUAUCAAGAGGUUCAACUUUUAG
Physella acuta is the source of this 1825-nucleotide messenger RNA. Its product is annotated as flavin-containing monooxygenase 5. Gene Ontology annotation, molecular function: NADP binding; flavin adenine dinucleotide binding; N,N-dimethylaniline monooxygenase activity. The record is from RefSeq and is a predicted model, not a curated record. Lineage: Eukaryota; Metazoa; Mollusca; Gastropoda; Physidae.